AUGCCACGCUCAUCUGCUGCGGCUAGGAAGAAUCAGAACAAUCGGCACGACAAUGGCCUCGUCGGUCCCGGGAAGAAAGUAACCAAGCAAAAGUCAAGCAACCAGCUGAACGGCAACCCUGGCAACGGUUCCGCAAGCCCGGGCGCGUCCGCUCACCUCGAUCUGGCUUCGUCUCGAUCCACAAGCGACCCUGCGGUGACGUUUCCGGCAGUCGCGGCAAGUAAAGGCGCGGAUGGGACAAGGGUGGAUGACAGUGUGCGUGGGCUGGUAAAUGGGCACGGCAAGGCGGCGGAUAUGGCGUGUGGACAAGCAAAUGGAAACGGUGCGAUGCCGCAUAAUGGCAUUAUCGCCGGCCACGCCUCUCGCAACGGAGUCUCGAAACGGUCGGGCUCUAACGCGUCAAUCAACCCUCUGCAGCUCGCUUCGACCAUCCUCAAGUCGUGUCCCAUGUACGAUACGAUCGCCAUCUUGAUUUUUCUCCUACAGCUUCCGCCAAUGGUCCUCACCCUCGUUCAGUUCUUGUUCGCCUCCCUGACCUUCAUGCCCCCGAGUGGCGCGGCCGCCGGUUCCUUGUCGUCCAAUUUCGAUAUUUUCCAGGGUCCCGCCGGCACGCCAUCUCUGGGGACGAUGAUCGCGAUGGAUGGGUUCUGCCUACUAUUCUGGGGCCUAUUCAUGUGGACAUGGGCGCAAAACUUUGCCAUCGACCUCGCACAUGUCCAAGUCGCGAUCACGCUCGGUGGCGGAGGGUCCGGAAAGAACGGUGGGGGCAAUGCCCUCUGUGUCGGGAUUGUUCUGCUUCUUCACAUCAUUCGCAGCAAAGGUGUACAAGAUUUUGUGACGGGGCAUCUUGUUUCUUCAAAACUUUUCAGCCCCGAUCUCCUGUCUCAAUACUCGCACUUGUUACCCGCCGAGUUCCGACGCUCCGAAGGACAGACAUCGCCAAGUUGGAUUCGGAGUCUUCUCGCUGUUCACAUCCUUGCACAAGCGGGUACUGCUAUGGCAAGACGAUCGAUGGCUAAGAAUCGAUCGCCUGUACCACCGCGGACCGGCAAGCGCGGGGACACCGAAGCGUCGGCUGGUUCGCAAACCCAGGUCGACUCUGCACUCGAAUCCGCUGCCAGUGUUUCCUCUUCUUUCGUGGGGCCAGAUGGCCAGUUCAUGAUCAGCAAGGAGGGCAAGGAUCGUUUGACCUCCGCAAAGAAACGCAGACGACAAGCCAACCAGGUCCGAAGCCGUCAACCGUUUUGGGCCGCCCUCGCCAGCACAAAAGUCACGGUCAUGCGAGAAUACGAACAUUCGCGGACACUAUCCAAGACUACUCGUGGCGUUACAAUGACUGAGGAGGACCUUCAAGGUGUCUCUCUCGACGAUGGCUUGGUAUGGGUUACGGAUGUGGACAGUUCUUCCAUCAAGUUUGCCGCUGGCGAUCUCGCCGUCGAUGAUCCAACUGUCUCAGGUGCCUACGAGGCCGGCCGCCUGGAAGGCGAAAUGGAACCGUUUUACGUCUGCGUCAAUGGAGCUUUAUGGGCCACAGCAACGUUAUGCAGGGUCUCAGAUACUACCAAAGGAGCGGGUGUGGUCCAGUGGCGGGGCGAGAUCUCCGGGCUUGCACCCAACUGUGCCUACACCUGCUCAUUUCUUCGCAGCGAUACGAACGAGGAAAUCUGUGCCAUAAGUGUCAAGACUCCUGCGCCGGCUGACACAGAGCAAGUUGUAUCUGCGGUCCCAACUCCCAUACAGCCUCCCUACCGACCCUCCUCCCCUACGACGACGCUGAAAAACUCCAUUGUUAACGCAGAGGCCAAACUAAAUGAGAAGCGCUCUCGACUCAAAAAGGCAAAGAGCGACCAUAAAGUCGUGAUUUCAAAGAUCCGGAAGGAACUGGAGAAUUACAACCAUCGUCUCCAAAGCGGUACAGAUGAGAACAGACAAAAGCAGCGGUCGCUCCAAUUGGAGCGGAAUAUUCGACAGACGGAGGAAGCUACUGCGGUGCUGGAGGUUCAACUCGAUACCUUGGAAACCGUGCCGGAGGAAGAGAUGGAGCAAUGGUCUACCCAAAAGGCCGAAUAUGAGCGCGAGCUCGAACUUCUCAAUUCAGCCAAGGAGGACUUAGCUGCUGCACGCUCUGAUGCCAACCAGGAAGUGCAAACCUUGCAGUCGGAGUUGAACCUGACGAUCCAAAAGCGGGAGCGCCUUCAAAGCCGCCGUACACGGCUGAACGAGCAGUACGAGCGCAUCAUCUCGGCCAACGCGCAAGGGUUGAACGAACGAGAACGCCGUGCGGCAGAGCAGUUUGCAAGAGAGCAGGACCAUGCCAAGUUGGAGGCCACUUUCCAAGAGCAAUUCAACAGCAUCACCCACUCCGUGCAGGAUCACCAGAUGCGUAUCAGUCACCUCUGGCAGCAGGCGUCUAGCAUUGAGCAGUCCAUCCAGCAGCACCAGCAGCAGAUGCUCUUGGAAACGGGACCCCUUACACCCGAGGGUAACUUGCCUGGCACCAACCCACCCCCGGAGACCAGCGAAUCAUCAACGACGACUGCCCUCAAUGGCCGGUCCCUGCUGGCACUUAGCUUCCCGCCGGCACGAUCGAGCCCUCUGCAAAAUGUGUCCUCCCUCGUUCACGCCACGUCGUCGCAGCCAGCGAGUCCUGCCCAAGCAUCGUUCCCGCCACAGCUCCCGGUGUCUCCGUUCGGCAACUCAUAUUUCGGGUCGGAUGUCAACAGCCGUGAUCGAUCGUUCUCCAAUCGCUCCGCUCGCAGCAGUCAAUACGGGUCCGAGUUCGUCGACGCCAACAGCCAGUUUCCUCUUCAGGUUGAUCUCUCCGAGCUACUCGCCGAACACGGGAAGAGCUCUGGGUCCGAUGGAAACGGGUCUUUCAGCCAGGGCAGUCGCCCUGUCCUGAGCCCGUUCCAACGUGCAGCAAGCCGGGGAAGUGGAACUGGUAGUGGCAGCGGCGGUAGUCGGAGUGGAAGUGGCCAUUCGAGUCCAGCACGCCAUUAA
Messenger RNA from Penicillium lagena, 3000 nucleotides. RefSeq lists its product as uncharacterized. The coding region runs from base 1 to 3000 and encodes 999 amino acids. NCBI's taxonomy places the organism in Eukaryota, Fungi, Ascomycota, Eurotiomycetes, Eurotiales, Aspergillaceae. The record is from RefSeq and is a predicted model, not a curated record. The transcript is spliced from 2 exons.